Molecule: messenger RNA, 4441 nt
Organism: Aureobasidium subglaciale EXF-2481
Lineage: Eukaryota; Fungi; Ascomycota; Dothideomycetes; Dothideales; Saccotheciaceae
Exons: 1
Coding region: 61-4344 (1427 amino acids)
Source: RefSeq, a predicted model, not a curated record
GUUUUCAGCACUGCUUCUUUCUCUAAUUUCGAUCGUUAUUCUCUAAUCGAUACAUUUAUCAUGGUCGGUCAAGUUGCCAUCCUGGGUCUCUUAGCCCCUGCUCUCAUCCUUGCAGCUCCUUUCAACUCCAAGGACAAGAGAGAUGGGACGUUGGAAGCUGCUGAACAGAAUGGGCUCCUCGAUAAGCGCGACCCUCUACUAGGUCUAAGCGUUGGACUCUCUGCUACUGUCGGUGUGUCCGGCACAGUCAAGGUCACCACGGUCAAACCGCAGACGACAUUUUCCAUCCCAAAGGUCUCUCCCAUCAAGGUGUCAAUCAGCUCCAAGAAAGUCAGCAGCAGCAGCUCAAAGAUAUCGACCGCUGCUGUCAAGCCAGUCUCCAGCAAGAUACCUCCCCUUUCGAGCAUUUUGAAGUUCACUAGCUCAACUAAGCCUGCCUCCUCAUCUCCGGUCACCAUAAAGAAGUCGACCGUCACCGUAAAGCCUGUGUCCUCGAGCAAGAAGGCUUCUUCGUCAUCGGUAAAGCUGUCGUCUUCUAGCAAGAAGUCCAGCUCUUCCUUAUCCUCGAAGAAGCCAAGCUCAUCAACUAGCAAGCCCGCCACGAGCAGUGCUAAGAUCUCUACAAAGUCCAGCAGCUCCUUCAAGAUCCCGAUCCCGCUCCCCACUUUAAAGAGCUCAAGCAAGGCUGCUGUUAGUAGUUCCAAGGUCUCCGCAAAGCCUAGCAGCUCUGUCAAGCCUGCAAGCAGCUCUGUCAAGCCUGUAAGCAGCUCUGUCAAGCCUGCAAGCAGCUCUGUCAAGCCUGUAAGCAGCUCUGUCAAGCCUGCAAGUAGCUCUGUCAAGCCUGCAAGCAGCUCUGUCAAGCCUGCAAGCAGCUCUGUCAAGCCUGCAAGCAGCUCUGUCAAGCCUGCAAGUAGCUCUGUCAAGCCUGCAAGCAGCUCUGUCAAGCCUGUAAGCAGCUCUGUCAAGCCUGCAGGUAGCUCUGUCAAGCCUGUAAGCAGCUCUGUCAAGCCUGCAAGCAGCUCAGUCAGGUCCUUGAGCAAUUCGAUCUCUCGUGGUUCUAUCCCCGUUUCCUCUGCCACUACCGGCAAACAAGAUUUGACCUCGAUCGAGACUGGCCAGUUCCCUACUUUAAGCUCGGUUGUGUUGCCCACCCUCAUAAAACCCAGCAGCUCCGCUGUGGUUUCCAUUUCGAUUAAGCCUACUCUCUCAACGAUUGUGACUAAGCCCUCUGGAAGCGGUAUUGGCGUUUCACUUGGACUUCCUGGUAACACAGUUACCAUUCCUGGACUUACACUGACUGGAGGAGUCAACGUUCCCACUGGUGGACCUCUCUCGUCGCUCUUGAGCCGCGCGUCGAGCUUGGUGUCCUCGAUCGCGUCUAAGGCCACCUCCGUUGUAGGCGGAGAAGUGUCCACCGUCAGAUCUGGUGUCUCUUCUAUCGCUACCAAGGCUACGUCCGUCGUCGGUGGAGACAUUUCCACUGUCAGAUCUCAGAUCUCUUCAGUGGUCUCGCAGGCACCCACCUCAAUCGCUGGUGAUGUUUCUACCAUCAGGUCUCAGCUGUCGUCUGUAGCCUCGCAAGUCAAUUCUGUGGCUGGUGGCGAUAUCUCUACAGCCAGAUCUCAGUUGUCUUCUGCUAUCUCGCACGCUACAUCCGCUGUAUCCAGUGCUAAUUCAGCGAUCAACUCUCAGAUCUCCUCAGCUGUCUCUCAAGGUGCAUCUGCCGCAUCAAAUGCAAAUUCCGUCAUUAGCUCUCACAUUUCCUCGGCCGUGUCUAAGGCGUCGUCUGCAGCUGGUGGUGAGGUUUCUACCGUCAAAUCUCAGGUUUCUUCCGUUGCGUCGGCAGUCACAAGCGUUCGGUCGGUCGUCGGCUCUCAGUUGUCUACUGCUGUGUCCAGUGCGGACUCAGUCAUCAGCUCUCGGGUUUCCUCGGCAGUUUCUCAGGCUUCGUCUGUCGUCUCGAGCGUCAACUCGCAGGCCUCUUCUGCAGUCUCGCAUGCUCCAUCUGCACUCUCGAGUGUCGGACCAGCAGCCAGCUCUCAGCUAUCCUCUGUUGUGUCUAGUGUCGAAUCAAUUGUAAGCUCUCAAGUUUCUUCUGCUGUUUCUCAGGCUUCAUCUGCCGCGUCCAGCGCCGAAUCAUUCGUCAGCUCCCAGGUCUCUUCGGCCGUUUCCCAAGCUUCCUCGGCCGUCUCAGGUGUCAGUUCCCAGGUCUCGUCUGCUGCUUCCGAAGGCGUUUCCGCUUCCGUCUCGGCUAGCGUGAGUGCCUCCGCUGGAGUUUCGUCGUCCACAUCUCCAAGCGUACCGAGUUCUGCCUCGCUCCCCAUCCUGCCUGGUCUCCCUAUUUCCAGCGUUAUCAGCGAUGUCUUCUCUGGAAUCAGUGGCCUUUCUGGACCUACCAGUCUCCCUGUCUCAAGCAUCGCUAGCGUAAUCAUCUCCGAAGUCAGCGAAAUCUCGGUGCCUACCAGUCUUCCUGUCUCGAGCAUCGCCAGUGCCAUUGUUUCUGAAGUCAGCGAGAUCUCGAUUCCUACUCUGGUGCCUUCUGGAGUUUCGAGUAUCCUUAGCGAGGUUGCUUCUGAGGUCAGCGAAAUCUCGGUGCCUACCAGUCUCCCUGUCUCGAGCAUCGCCAGUGCCAUUGUUUCUGAAGUCAGCGAGAUCUCGAUUCCUACUCUGGUGCCUUCUGGAGUUUCGAGUAUCCUUAGCGAGGUUGCUUCUGAGGUCAGCGAAAUCUCGGUGCCUACCAGUCUUCCUGUCUCGAGUAUUGUCAGUGUGAUUGCUACUAUCACCGACAUCUCCGGACCUACUGCGUCUCCCACCGCGGUCACUAGCAUCCUUAGUGAGGUUGCGUCUGUCGUCACUGAUUUGUCUGGGCCUACCGAUCUUCCUUCUGUCUCUGAUAUUCCCUCCGCAGUGAGCAGCAUCGUCAGCGAGAUUCUUUCUACUGACCUUCCUCUCGUUACCGGUCUUCCUAGCGAUAUCCCCAGCAUCGUGAGCGAGAUCACUCUGCCUACCGAUCUGCCCACCGGAAGUGGCCUUACCUCUGUACUGAGCAGCGUCGUUACUGAGGUUCUCCCCACCGGUCUCCCUACCGGAAUUGGCAGCAUCGUCAACUCGAUCACUAUCGGCCUUCCUGCUAUUACCGAUCUGCCUGAGGUGAUCUCUAGCAUCGUCCCUUCCGUCACUGGCGAGAUACCUACUGCAGUUUCCAGCAUAGUCGGUGAUCUGGGUGACCUUCCCUCAGGGAUCAGCAGCGUUGCCAGUGAGAUUCUUCCCACUAGCAUUGUUUUGCCUACCAAUGGUCCUAUCAGCCUUCCUACUACUGGAAUCAUCAGCAGUAUUGUCAACGGAAUUACCUCUGACCUUCCUCAGAUCACCGACAUUCCUGUUGCAGUCAGUAGCAUUGUUGAUGGAACUAUUACAUCCAUCGUACCCGAAGUCGUAUCUGCUGCUUCUACGCUCCUUGACAACGAUAUCACUGCCUCGGUUUCCCUACCAGCUGCGGUCUCUAUCGUCACUGGUCUCGUCCCAUCUGUUGUGUCAGAUAUCGGAUCUGCUGCUUCUACGCUCCUUGACAACGGCGUCACUGCCUCGGUUUCUUUAUCAGCUGCGGUUUCUGUCGUCACUGGUCUCGUCCCAUCUGUUGUGUCAGAUGUCGAAUCUGCUGCCUCUACCCUCGUUGGCGGUGUCAUCUCCACUGCAGUCUCGGCCGCUCUGCCAAUCGUCACCGACGCAGGUGUUGGUGUUAGUGCUGGUACUGGAGAUCUUGGAGCUGUGGUUUCGAACGUCGUGGGCGCAAUUUCCACACUCGCUAGCACUGUUAUCAACUCUGACGUUCCGGCCGUCGCUACUGGUGUCGUCGUGCCCAUCGUUUCUGAAGUUUCACAGGGUGCUAGCGUAGCCAUUUCGGUCGGUACUGCGGUUGUUGACUCAGGCGCCACUGCUGUCAGCCAGAUCGUAUCUGCAAUCUUCACUCCUGUCGUUUCUGCAGUCGUCACUCCUGUCGUUUCUGCAGUCGUCACUCCUGUCGUUUCUGCAGUCGUCACUCCCGUUGUGUCUGUCGUCUCUGAUGUCGGAUCUGUCGUCGCUUCUGCGCCUAGCUCAAUCAUUGGUGCGGCCGUCUCAGGUGUUACCUCAGCACUCGUCCCCGUCGUCACUGGAGCCACUGGUGCCGUUGGCGGUCUGGUCGGUGGUCUGGUCGGUGGCGCAUCCUCCGCUAUCUCUAGCGCUGUGCCCACUACUUUGACUACAAGAGCCUCGUCUUCCGCUGCUACUUCCACCAAAUCCAGCUCUACAUCCGCUGCCCCUAUAAUCCAUAUCGGUGGUCUUAAGAUCGGACGCCGCCGCUAGAAUAGAUCGUACAGAUGAUCUAUACACACUUUUCUAAGACCCAUCAUUUCUUUUGUCUAUCUUAGGUCUUUCAUAGGUGUUAUUUUAAGACGCAAUU